Molecule: messenger RNA, 6207 nt
Organism: Sphaeramia orbicularis (orbiculate cardinalfish)
Lineage: Eukaryota; Metazoa; Chordata; Actinopteri; Kurtiformes; Apogonidae
Gene: jag2b
Product: jagged canonical Notch ligand 2b
Exons: 26
Coding region: 224-4006 (1260 amino acids)
Biological process (GO): cell communication; multicellular organism development; Notch signaling pathway
Cellular component (GO): membrane
Molecular function (GO): Notch binding; calcium ion binding
Source: RefSeq, a predicted model, not a curated record
CACGGAACAUCUCAGUUGCUGUGUGGAGAGAUUUGACGGAGGGACACUCCUGUACAUGGACCAUCACUGCGCUGCAAUCCGCCGCCUGCUCACACACGCAUGUAACGCAUGUGAAUAUUUUAUUUUUGCAUGUCAGCAGAGGAGGAACUAGUCGCCGGGUCCUCGGCUAUUUGUCUUUUCUUCUCGCUUCUCCCCUCCUAUGUCACUCUAAUUAAUCGGAGGCAUGUGGAAUCGCACCAGGAUUAGGAAUUGCUUCCCAAUAGUGUGGCUGCUGUUGACGUUAUGGACGGAGGUGUCCCAGUCAACUGGCUAUUUUGAGUUGCAGCUGAUCUCCGUGGAGAAUGUAAACGGCGAGUUGGCGGACGGGGAGUGCUGCGACGGCUCCAGGAGCUCCCAGGACCUGCGCUGCACCCGAGACGAGUGCGACACUUACUUCAAAGUGUGCUUGAAGGAGUACCAGAUGGAGGUCACCACCAGCGGCCCCUGCACAUUCGGAGCCGGAGCUACACAAGUUCUUGGUGGAAAUAUGUUUUCUUUUAAGGGUGCAAAGAAUAACCCGAAUAAAAUCGAUGAAGCUGGCAAGAUUUUGAUCCCCUUCCAGUUUGCGUGGCCGCGGACAUAUACGUUGAUCGUGGAGGCCUGGGACUGGGACAACAACACACGGAACACAGAUGAGGAGGAGCUGCUGAUCGAUCGCAGCACACACACUGGAAUGAUCAACCCCGGCGACAACUGGCAGACCAUCCUGCAUGACGGGCCCAUUGCUCGCCUCAUGUAUCGCAUCCGGGUGCGGUGUGAUGACAACUACUAUGGCAACAAGUGCAAUAAGCUGUGCGUUCCUCGAGACGACUACUUUGGCCACUACCGCUGUGAGCAGUCGGGGGCUCAGGUCUGUCUGGAGGGAUGGAUGGGUCCGGACUGCAGGAUAGCAAUCUGCAAACAAGGCUGCAACCUGUUACAUGGAGGCUGUGCUGUCCCAGGAGAAUGCAAGUGUAACUACGGCUGGCAGGGCCAGUUCUGUGAUGAAUGUGUUCUUUAUCCUGGAUGUGUCCAUGGGACCUGCAACCUACCCUGGCAGUGCAACUGUGAGAGGAACUGGGGUGGCCUACUGUGUGAUAAAGAUCUGAACUACUGUGGUCGCCACCAGCCGUGUGUCAACGGAGGAACCUGCAUGAACACAGAGCCAGAUGAAUAUUACUGCGCCUGUCCACUGGGCUACUCUGGAAAAACCUGUCAGAUAGCUGAGCAUGCCUGUGUUUCCAAUCCAUGCGCCAACGGAGGUGCAUGCCACGAGGUUCUCACAGGUUUCGAGUGCCAGUGUCCACCAGGCUGGGAGGGUCCGACCUGUGCCAACAAUUUGGAUGAAUGUGCCUCCAGCCCGUGUGCCCAGGGUGGAACCUGUAUCGAUCUGGAGGACGGCUUCGAGUGUGUGUGUCCCCCACAGUGGGAAGGAAAGACCUGCCAGAUAGAUGCGAAUGAGUGUGCAGGGAAGCCCUGUGUGAACGCUUACUCUUGCAAAAAUUUGAUCGGCGGAUAUCACUGCGACUGUUUUCGGGGAUGGUCUGGACAGAACUGUGACAUCAACAUCAGUGGCUGUCAUGGCCAAUGCAAGAAUGGAGCAACGUGCAAGGAAGGGCUGAGAGGUUACCACUGCCAGUGCCCUCCAGGCUUUGUGGGCACUCACUGUGAAAUUCAGAGGAAUAAGUGUGACAGCCAGCCGUGCCACAACAACGGCAAAUGCCAUGCAGUGUUGGACGGCUUCGUGUGUGAAUGCCCACCAGAGUUUGCUGGACAGCUGUGUGAGAUUCCUACUUGGUCCCCUUCAGAUACUUGCGAUUCCAACCCCUGUGAAAACGAGGCCACGUGCCACAGCAUGGGCCAGGACUUCUACUGUGCAUGUCCCGAAGGCUACGAGGGAAAGACCUGUGAACAGCUCAAGGAGAACUGUCAGACCACCCCUUGUCAAGUGAUUGACAGCUGCACUGUUGCUGUAGCGACCAAUGACUCCGCCGGAGUGCGGCACAUCUCCUCCAACGUCUGUGGUCCUCGAGGUCGUUGCAUCAGCCAGCCAGCAGGAAACUUCACCUGUGUCUGUGACCAGGGCUUCAGUGGCAUCUACUGUCAUGAGAACAUCAACGACUGCAUCAGUAACCCCUGUAAAAAUGGAGGGACCUGCAUUGACGGUGUGAACUCCUUCCAGUGUUUCUGUCCUGAUGGCUGGGAGGGACAACUCUGCGAUCUCAAUGUCAAUGAGUGCAGACACAACCCUUGUAAGAAUGGCGGACGCUGUGUCGACCUGGUGAAUGACUUCUACUGCGAGUGUGCCGACAACUGGAAGGGCAAGACCUGCCAUUCCCGUGAGAGCCAGUGUGAUGCAACCACCUGCAGCAAUGGAGGCACCUGUUAUGACCAUGGGGAUGCCUUCCGCUGUGCCUGCCCUCCAGGCUGGGGAGGAAACACGUGUAAUACAGCCAAGAACAACACAUGCGCCUCCAGUCCUUGUUCCAAUGGUGGAACCUGUGUGGGAGGAGGAGACACCUUCACCUGCAUCUGCAAAGAAGGGUGGGAAGGCCCCACCUGUGGCCAGAAUACAAAUGACUGCAACCCUCAUCCAUGUUACAAUGGCGGUAUUUGCGUGGAUGGAGUCAACUGGUUCCGCUGUGAAUGUGCCCCUGGGUUUGCUGGACCAGACUGCAGAAUCAACAUAAACGAAUGUCAGUCUUCACCGUGUGCCUAUGGAGCUACUUGUGUGGAUGAGAUCAACGGCUUCCGCUGUAUAUGCCCACUUGGAAGAAGAGGCCCCCGAUGCCAAGAGUUUAUAGGUGUUGGAAAGACUUGCCACUACGCCGGGCUGCAUUUUCCUCACGGCAGUCACUGGGAGGAAGAGUGCAACAGCUGCCACUGCAUCAAUGGCAAAGUGGAUUGUACAAAGGUGCUGUGUGGUCGUCGUCCCUGCCGGCUCCAGUCGUCAGACCAGGACCAGAGACAGCACUCCUGCCCGGCUGGAAGGGAGUGUGUGGAGCACAGAUACCUCACAUGCUUUUCCCCUCCUUGCAAUCAGUGGGGGGUUUGUUCCAUAGCUGGACCCUCACCUCCACAAGCAGCCACCAAGUGCCAGCCUAACAAUGGGUAUCUGGACAACAGCUGCGGCCGCAUAACGCUUGUUUUCAAAAGAGACAAAGUACCAUCAGGAACAACAGUGGAGAACGUCUGCUUUGAGUUGAGGUAUCUCCCUGAUACACGAAGCUUGGCGACAGACCAUGCACUUCUCCUGCUCUGUGACCUUUCACAUUCCACGCCGGAUGCUGUAGAAGUUGCUAUUUCUUUCCAGCCAGAGGAUCUACCAGAUCACAGUCUGAUCCAGCAGGUAGCCAGCACCAUAGUGGGCACCUUGUCCAAGAGACACAACAGUACCACAAUGCUGGCAGUCACUGAGGUCAAAGUGGAAACGCGGGUCAUGCCCCCCUCAGUGGAUUACCUCGUGCCCCUAGUCUGUGUUAUCUUCUGCUUGCUUUGCCUUUUCUGCAUCAUCGUAUGUGUUUGGUGGACGCGCAAGCGAAGAAAAGAACGUGAGAGGAAUGCCCGAUCUACCACAGAUGACAAUGUGAACAACCAGUGGGAGCCUCUUCGGCUGGUUGUGGGACGGCAGCAGCAGCAACAACAGCAGCUCAAAGAAAGCAACAGGGAGGCUGAACAGGAGCGCAAAAAGCUUAUGGGCCCCUCCUAUCGGACGUGUGAUGAAGGAGAGGAGGAGGAGGAAGAAACAGAAGGCGAGCUAGAGCUCGAGGAGGAGACUUGUGGAGCAGAGGCGGGAAAGCAGCCAGUUUAUAAGUACUCUAAGACUGCAGUGCAGUCCAGUGGGGGAGUGAUCUGCACCCUGCACAGCUCCAGUUCACCCCUCAAAGCGCCCCAUCGGACCCCAGGCUACAGCCCCAAAGACAACCGCUGGAAAAAUGUCAGUGCCGUCUUUAAUGGUCAAAAAGACCUUGGAGAUCAUUGUGUAUAAGCAAUUUAAACAAAGGACUCGCAAUUUCUCAGCGAGAGAAGCUGCAAGGCAGCGACUAUUCUUAUUUUUGGACUACUUUUGGGAAGAGAAAAAGGCUUUGUGUUUUAAUAAGCCAUUCUUUGCUUUGUUUUCAUGUUGUUGUCACUGUCACCUGAAAAGAUUUUUUUUUUUAUUUCAGGAGGCUAGAGCACAGUGAACAUCCUUUUUUGCUUCUGUUCACUUAUUUUUCUUUAAAUAUGUACAGAAGGAGCUGAUUUUUUUUUUUCAGGGGGCAAAAUAUGCUCUGCAUUUUUUGUUUUUGGAAUUGUACAAUUUAAGAAAUGAAUGGAAUCAUCAGAAAGGAGAAAAUACAACCUGUAUAAAGACAUUUUUGGUUAAAGAUGAUUUUGAUUGUGUUAAAUUGUCAGCAGGCUCCUGUUCAGUGUCUGUGGGGGGCAGAUAGUAAUUUAAAGGGACAGCGAAGGAAGGGUUUUUAGGGAAACUGACUGUUGCAGCCACUGUAACAGAUGAAACCCUCCCUUUGCUCGGUCUCUUUCUGGCUUUGCCCACCGAUCCACCUGUGGCCGUCAUGCGCCAGCCUUACCAAAACACUUGGCCUGGAGGGGAGAGGGGACAGAAACCCCAGUGCCUACUAUGUGGCCUUCCAUUUGUUUUCUCCUGUCUCUCAGUUGACUUGGCUGAAAGCUCUGUUUGAGGAUUUUUUGCAGUAUUUGAGUUGGUAGCAAGUGCCUUUCUAAGAGCCUUGUCGAGGCUCCAAGUCGCGCUGCCCAGUUUGACCUCCUUGUUCUCAAAUCUCAAAGGGAUGUAAGUGUACAUUUAGAGAGUUCAAUUUCACAGCAACGCCAUUCAAGGUAUUUGAUCAAAACAGAAAUGAAUACUUUGUACAUAUGUGUAAAUAAUAAAGGAGUCGCUGUGUAUAUUUGAAAUAAGUAACUUAAAGACAAGUCACACAUUUUUAUUAUUAUUGAUAUAUGAUUAAUAUUAUUUUUAUUUUUUUUACAAUGCCAUUCCUUUUAUUUAUGCCAGUCAAAAUAGGCAGGUUUUAUAACACUUCAUAUCCAGAGUCCCGCAGUUUAAACCGUGCAGUGAGGUACCACAGAUGAAGGACUUUCUGAGGGGCUUAUCAAUGGUUUGUCACAGGGAAAAGAUGCAAUUGCAAAAUUGCAAAUGCGGUCUAAGGGUUACAUGCUUAAUACUUGGUAUGAUAUGCUAUAUUUUUAUCUUAAAACAUCUAUGUUGUCAGAAAAAGUGGUCCAGUAUUCCCGGAUCUAGCCUUGUUUUUUACAUCUGGAAAUUAUGAUUUGGAUGCAGACUGAUCUUUUUUUAUUUAUUUAAGAAAAACAUAUUAUGAAUAUUCAGCAUCUGAAGGAUACAUGUAAAAAUGAAUGAUGGUUCAGUUGUAAGAUCAUGAAGAGAGCGAACAGCUAUUUUUUUUAACUUGGUUACCAUCCUUUAUUGCUACUAUAGACCUCCCUGAUUUCUGUUAAUAUUAUAGCCUUAAAUGCUUUUCCCUGCAAUAGUUACAACCAUUUUUAAACCCAUCACAAACCCUUUUGUUUCAGGUGCCUUAUUGUAACGAGUAAUGCAUUAUUUGUGUAAUCAAUGGCCAUCUUUUUAUGUUGUUGGUUUGUUUUCAAUAUUAAGGAAAGUAACUCUUUUGUGUGGUGUAUUGUGGCGUGUUUUAUUCGCCUGAGUAAAGUGCUCUCCUUGUUUCACUUUGCUUUCAUGGAGAUUCCUGGAAUAAAACACUGAUGGAGGAGGAAAAGAACAGUCCCCCAUGGCUCUGUUGAGCAUCAUGGCUGUGGACGUCAGGUCAAAUGUGGACAUCAUGCAUUAGUUUCAUGUUUGGUUUAAAGGCUUUAAUGAAGGGAACAAUAUUUGCAUAAGCAUGUUUUUUUGCUACCAUGCAGAUGUGUUUUUUAAGUUACCAACUCAGUUCAAAAUGACAAAAUUUUACCCCGUUCAUAUGUCAUUGUCUCAAAGCGCCAUCAUAUUUUCUGUAAAUGGGACACAGCAAAAUAAAGAAUUAAAGAUGCAUCACUGUUGGUGUUAAAGCUGAAUAUGCAUAUUGUAUACAUUUUAUUCUACAAGGGACAUAAGUUAAUUUUGUACAAAUCAAAAAGGUUUCCAUUCUUUUAGCAGAUGUUUCAUUGUUCUUAAUCAUCCCAGUUAUUUAUUAAAGCAGUUUUGACACAUCUUGA